CUGGCUGUGCAGUGAACCGGGGAAACUGCGCUGUCGCUGCUUAAGUGGGGGAUUGGGUUGCCAGGUGCCGCGGCGUCUCUGUGAAUGUGGUCUUGCUGUCACAGAACGGGCGCGCACGAUUUGUCGUUGCAUUCAGUUCAUUUGAGUCGUUUUCACAAUUGUUCGCCAUGAGGUGUUAUUUAAGGGGCAGAACCACUAUGUAGAGUGUUUACUUUCUCUGUCGCAUGAAGAAGCAUCAGCGAGUGUCACACCGUAAACGGUCCGGGUCGGUAUACGAUAUACAUUAUGUUUAACAGCUGGGGCGUUGUUGCCGGAAGAAGGAAGCAAAAUGAGCGAGAGCGUUCUGUCGGAGCUCAAGAGCAGAGUAGCUUCAUAUAUAGAUGAAGCCCGAGAGAAGCUGCAGCGGCUCAGUGACGACAUUUGGAAGUGUCCAGAAGUGGCUUAUGAAGAGGAGCAGUCCCAUGACACGCUGGUAGCGUUCUUCAGCGGGGAGGAAGGAUGGAUGGUUGAGCCACACUUCAAACUCCCAACUGCUUUCCGAGCCACUUUUCGGACGAAAGCAGGUGGUCAGCGGAGGGGCGAGGUUCACGUGGGUUUCCUGUGCGAGUACGACGCUCUUCCUGGCAUCGGGCACGCGUGUGGACACAACCUGAUCGCUGAAGUUGGAGCCGCAGCCGCAGUGGGACUCAAGGCUGUACUGGUGGAGUCCGACCAACUUCCGGUGCAGCUAACGGUUCUGGGGACCCCAGCUGAGGAGGAUGGUGGGGGUAAAAUCGACCUGAUGAAGGAGGGUGUGUUCGAUGACAUGGAUGUAGUUUUCAUGGCUCACCCCCUGCACGCCGAUGCGCCAUAUCUCCCCCUGGUGGCUGAGCGCGAUGUGAGCAUCAGGUAUCACGGGAAGGAGUCUCAUGCAUCUGGUUACCCGUGGAAUGGCAUCAACGCCCUGGAUGCAGCAGUCCUCUGCUACAACAACUUGUCAGUGCUCAGACAACAGAUGAAGCCAGACUGGAGACUUCAUGGGAUCAUCAAACAUGGAGGAGUGAAGCCCAACAUCAUUCCUGCCUAUACAGAGCUGGAGUUCUACCUGAGGACGCCCUCACGCUCUGAGCUCUCCACGCUCAAGACAAAAGCUGAGGCGUGUUUUCAGGCGGCAGCUAUGGCAACCGGAUGUGAGGUGGAGGUGCAGUUUGCAAAAAAUACUUUUGAUAACAUUCUGCGGAACACAACGUUGGAGACGCUGUAUGAGAUGAACGGCAAGAGUUUGGGCAUCGAUUUCACUACAGAUGAAGAAGUUCUGACUCACGCCUCAGGGUCCUCCGACUUCGGCAACGUCACGUUUGUGGUGCCCGGGAUUCACCCGUACUUCUCCAUCGGGUCGGACGCCCUGGUCCACACGGAAGAAUACACACCUGCUGCAGGCGACGUCAAAGCUCAGUUCUACACCCUGCGGGCCGCCAAAGCUCUGGCCAUGACUGCGCUGGAUGUGCUGAUGUGUCCAGAGCUGCUCCAGAAAGUGAAGCAAGAAUUCACCGAGGCAAAAAUGAAUGAGGAAAAAUAAAUAAAUAUUCAGUUUAGAUAU
Messenger RNA from Synchiropus splendidus (mandarinfish), 1579 nucleotides. RefSeq names its product peptidase M20 domain-containing protein 2-like. The record is from RefSeq and is a predicted model, not a curated record. Gene Ontology annotation, molecular function: dipeptidase activity. The transcript has 7 exons. Bases 329 to 1558 code for a protein of 409 amino acids. NCBI's taxonomy places the organism in Eukaryota, Metazoa, Chordata, Actinopteri, Syngnathiformes, Callionymidae.